Messenger RNA from Peromyscus eremicus (cactus mouse), 583 nucleotides. RefSeq names its product myosin light polypeptide 6-like. The record is from RefSeq and is a predicted model, not a curated record. Bases 32 to 487 code for a protein of 151 amino acids. Lineage: Eukaryota; Metazoa; Chordata; Mammalia; Rodentia; Cricetidae. The transcript has a single exon. Gene Ontology annotation, cellular component: myosin II complex. Gene Ontology annotation, molecular function: calcium ion binding; structural constituent of muscle.
GGAAAAGGUCCUGCAGAGCCGAGCAGCCGAGAUGUGUGACUUCACCGAGGACCAGACCGCAGAAUUCAAGGAGGCAUUCCAGCUGUUUGACCGAACAGGUGAUGGCAAAAUCCUGUACAGCCAGUGUGGGGACGUGAUGAGGGCCUUGGGCCAGAACCCUACCAAUGCCGAGGUGCUCAAGGUCCUGGGGAACCCCAAGAGUGAUGAGAUGAACGUGAAGGUGCUGGACUUCGAGCACUUCCUGUCCAUGUUGCAGACUGUGGCCAAGAACAAGGACCAGGGAACCUAUGAGGACUAUGUUGAAGGCCUCUGUGUGUUUGACAAGGAAGGGAACGGCACCAUCAUGGGUGCUGAAAUCCAUCCCAUCCUUGUCACACUGGGAGAGAAGAUGACGGAGGAGGAGGUAGAGAUGCUGAUGGCGGGGCAUGAGGACAGCAAUGGCUGUAUCAACUACGAAGAGCUUGUCCGGAUGGUGCUGAAUGGCUGAGGAUAUUUCCAGAUCCUGAGCCUGUGCCUUGCCCAGUGUGAGAUUUCUCCGUGGCCCCCUCCUAGGAUCCCUUAUCACAGCACCUUGCCCAUCAGG